UUUGCAAAGGCAAGAGCAACAUUUUUUAGUGCCAUGAAUCCCCAAGGUUCAGAGCAGGAUGUUGAGUAUUCAGUGGUGCAGCAUGCAGAUGGGGAAAAGUCAAAUGUACUCCGCAAGCUGCUGAAGAGGGCGAACUCAUAUGAAGAUGCCAUGAUGCCUUUUCCAGGAGCAACCAUAAUUUCCCAGCUGUUGAAAAAUAACAUGAACAAAAAUGGUGGCACAGAGCCCAGUUUCCAAGCCAGCGGUCUCUCUAGUACAGGCUCAGAAGUACAUCAGGAGGAUGUAUGCAGCAACUCUUCAAGAGACAGCCCCCAAGAGUGUCUUUCCCCUUUUGGCAGGCCUGCUAUGAGCCAGUUUGAUAUGGAUCGGUUAUGUGAUGAGCACCUGAGAGCUAAGCGCGCCCGGGUUGAGAAUAUAAUUCGGGGUAUGAGCCAUUCCCCAAGUGUGGCAUUAAGGGGCAAUGAAAAUGAAAGAGAGAUGGCUCCACAGUCUGUAAGUCCCCGAGAAAGCUACAGAGAAAACAAACGCAAGCAAAAGCUGCCUCAACAGCAGCAACAGAGUUUCCAGCAGCUGGUUUCAGCUCGAAAAGAACAGAAGCGAGAGGAGCGCAGACAGCUGAAACAGCAGCUGGAGGACAUGCAGAAACAGCUGCGCCAGCUGCAGGAAAAGUUCUACCAAAUCUAUGACAGCACUGAUUCCGAAAAUGAUGAAGAUGGUAACCUGUCUGAAGACAGCAUGCGUUCAGAAAUCAUGGAUGCUAGAGCAAGGGAUUCUGUUGGCAGGUCAGAUAAUGAAAUGUGUGAGUUAGACCCAGGGCAGUUCAUUGAUCGUGCAAGAGCCCUGAUCAGGGAACAAGAAAUAGCCGAAAAUAAGCCGAAAAGAGAAGGUCCUAAGGAAAAAGAACACAGGCCAAACGCUUUCCAUCCAGAAGGCAAACAUUUGGCUGAGACCUUGAAACAGGAACUGAACACUGCCAUGUCACAAGUUGUGGACACAGUGGUUAAAGUUUUCUCAUCCAAGCCCUCCCGCCAGCUUCCUCAGGUCUUUCCACCUCUUCAAAUCCCUCAAGCAAGAUUUGCAGUUAAUGGGGAAAACCACAACUUCCAUACCACAAACCAGCGCCUGCAGUGCUUCGGUGAUGUCAUCAUUCCAAACCCACUAGAUACAUUCAGCAAUGUGCAGAUGCCUAAUUCCACAGACCAAACAGAAGCACUGCCCCUUGUAGUUCGCAAAAACUCAUCUGACCAAUCUGCAUCAGCCCCACCGCCUGGUGGCCAUCACGCUUCUCUGCAUCAGUCUCCACUCUCAGCUACCACGGGCUUCACCACAUCUUCUUUCCGCCAUCCCUUUCCGCUUCCCCUCAUGGCAUACCCAUUUCAGAAUCCCUUAGGUGCUCCAUCUGCCUCCUUUCCAGGGAAAGAUAGAGCCUCCCCAGAAUCCUUAGACUUAACUAGGGAGACCACGAGUCUGAGGACCAAGAUGUCGUCGCACCAUAUGAAUCACCAUCCUUGUUCACCAGCACACCCUCCCAGCACAGCUGAAGGUCUCUCUUUGUCUCUCAUAAAGUCUGAGUGUGGUGACCUACAAGAUAUGUCUGAAAUCUCACCUUACUCGGGAAGUGCAAUGCAGGAAGGUCUGUCACCCAAUCACUUGAAAAAGGCUAAGCUCAUGUUCUUUUACACCCGGUACCCAAGUUCCAAUAUGCUGAAAACCUACUUCUCAGAUGUAAAGUUCAACAGAUGCAUUACCUCUCAGCUCAUCAAGUGGUUUAGCAAUUUCCGUGAGUUUUACUACAUUCAGAUGGAGAAGUAUGCGCGUCAGGCCAUCAACGAUGGGGUCACAAGUACUGAAGAUCUGUCUAUAACCAGAGACUGCGAGCUAUACAGGGCUCUGAACAUGCACUACAAUAAAGCAAAUGACUUUGAGCAGGUUCCAGAGAGAUUCCUGGAAGUGGCUCAGAUCACGUUACGAGAGUUUUUCAAUGCCAUUAUCGCAGGCAAAGAUGUUGAUCCUUCCUGGAAGAAGGCCAUAUACAAGGUCAUCUGUAAGCUGGACAGUGAGGUCCCUGAGAUUUUCAAAUCCCCAAACUGCCUACAAGAGCUUCUUCAUGAGUAGAGAUUUCAAAAACUAUUUAUGAAUGUAUGAGAAGUAGCAGUCCCCUUUUGAUGCCCAAGUUGUGUGUAUCUUUAUUUUAAUUUCCUAUAUAGGUAUAUCAUAUACAUAUAUGUGUGUAUGAAAUCAGACUAUAGGGGGCUUUUUUUUUUGGUCAGUUACAAGGGGGAAUAGUUAUUUUACUUCACCCUUCAGUUUACUUUUGCCCAAGACCCUUAACAUUUGGAGAAUAAAUGGGGUUAAUUUUCAGGGAGAAGAAUUUUGAAGUGUGUAAAAGCCUGUCUUAGCAAGUUAGGGCAUUAUGUUUUAAAAUGCUUUGUCAGAUUUAUUGCUUGCUGCAAAGUGGCAUUUUGUCUGAGUGAGACUCAUGUCACGGCACAAUAUUACAAACAAUGAAGUUUAUAUUAUGUUUAUACUGCUAAAGGUCUGAACUCUGUGAAGUUACUUCAUAAGCUUAGAGCAUUAUUUUAUUUUAUUUUACUUUGCUUUUUAACAAAUAAGGUAGAUUUUGUUUCAUAUUUUUAAAAACUACAAACAUCCAUUUUAGGUUCUCACUCCAAAAAGUGAUACCCCAAAAAGGCAAACCCUAUUCUUCAAGCUUUCCCUUACACGAAUAACAUGUACCCUGCCCCAGUAAUUAACAUGCCAGGUAAUUUUUUUUUUAUUGAGGCAAAGCAAUUUUGCACAAAACAGAUACUAUUCUUGCAGGGGGAAGCCAGUAAUUCAUGCACAAUAUUGUAUCAACCACACUAAUUUUAUAAUAUGGUCAGCUUACUUAACCGGAAGCAUUUCACUCUCCAUAAAGUAAAAACAAAACCUUUCAUCGUGCUAUAUUGCUGUGUGUUGGUCAUAUUUUAAUUGGCUCUUAGCUCUUGAAAUUUAUUCUUUACUCAGUUUUUUUUUCCAGGCAUAAAAAGAUUGCUGCCUAUAUUUGAUAGUUAGUAUUUUGCCCUGAAAAGCAAUUUUUUGAAUUACCUUUAUAUAGCAAAAGAAAGCAUUUUAGCCCAAAAGCUCCGAGGCAAAAAGGCCCUUUGUUUGUAGCUGUAAAAUAUAAUCAAUCUUUACGUAGUCACAAUCAUAAAAAUAACAUUUUUAUAAAAAUCCAGUAAACCACACACAAAAUUUACAGUAGUGUACUGUUGACUAUGCAGAGUUAAGAUGGCCAAAUUUAAUUUUUGCAUUACUGGUAAGUGCGUCAUCAAAAACAAAUCUAUCUGAUCAGAGUGCCACAUUUGCGUUCUAAAGCAGAAGAUGGUAUUGACCAAAAUAUGAGUACAGUGUAAAGUAUAUGAAAGUUUUGGAUUCAUCUGAAUGAUAUGUCACAAUAUGUGAACAUAAUGCAAGAAAGCUAGCUGCUAGUUUUUAUGCUUUCUUCAGUGGUUCUCCUUUUUAUUUUCACAUUUUCAAAAAGGUAUAGUGUCCAAUAGUUUGGGGUUGUUGGUUUUUUUAAAGAUUCAAUGGCACUAUGUAUUUGUUAUUUUCUCUGUCAUCUUUUGCACAGAUGCAGUAAGAAUUUAGUGUUAUUUUGAAUUGUAUUUUCCCCUUAGGUAAUUUGAUACAAAUCUAGAGAAAGUUACAGAAUAGCCAGUAAUAUUUAGGCCAUCUAGGACAUCAAUAUUUUAUUUCUUUAACUUUAUUUUAAAAUUGCAUUUUGACUUUGGAGAGUGAAAGUUUACCCAUGUGACUAAAGAGCUGACCUGAUCAUUGCAAUUUCACUUCAUUUACAAAUACUGCUGAUAGACAGAAAUGUAUGAAAGCAAUUAUUGUCAGCACAAAGCCUUAAAAACCUGCUGACUUCAAAUUAAACAGCACAAUCCUGCGAUGCCCUGUCAUUAUUUUCAAGUACUGGCAGUAUCUGUGGAGUAUAGGCAAUGCAGACAAUAGCAUGGGAUGAAGUGCCAACAUUUUCACUAUGCAUUAAAAGCAAAACAAAUCUUCUUGAUCUUAAACUCCCUGUGAGUACCUAAUACUGUAGGCAUCCAUAGAGUAGACAGCAUGUGUCAUUCUUUUAUUUUGUGCAUGAUUUGGUAACUAUUACACUUCGUAAAGAUGUAAAUCCAAUCAGUUCCAAGUAAGAAAGAAGGAAAAUUGUGUUCAUGCACUUUUUUUUUUCUUUUUUAUUGUUAUGGGAGGAAGGGGCAUAAAAUGCUCAAGUUCUAAUACGAUUAGUUCUUCACUGGCAACCCAUUAAAUACAAAAUAUAACACUGCAUUGCCUCCUUGGACAUAAUAAAGUAAAGCCAUACUUUAAUCAUACUACAUGGACAUAUUACUAAAUACCGUCUCGAUCUGUGAUAUAACCAUUACUUUUAUUAUAUUAUAUUCUUCUUAUUAUUAUAUUAUUUGGCCUCAAUGUGAUUCUAAUAAUCUAAAUAAGUGAAACUGUGUACUCAACACUAGAUGUUGUUGCAUUUAUUUAUUUAUUUAUAAAUAGCAUAAUCUCAAUAGUAAAUGAGGCAUAGGAAUUAAGAAUAGAAAUUUCAUUUUAAAGAGAGAGAAAAAUCAGUUUUUUGACCUGGAAAAAAAAAUUGGAUCAUUGCAGUUAUGGUGAUUUUACUGCAUUAUAGCCAUAUUGCCUUUGUGCCUCCCAAUGCAUUAAAAAAUAUAAAGAUAAAUAUACGGCAUAACUCUUACUAAAUUGUAAAUAGAAAUCAGAAUCUAUCAAACAAUCUCAAUACUGUUUACUUAAAAACAAUGGCUAAAAGGCAGGAGGCUACUUUUAUUGUAACGAAAAAAGUUUACGUAGGGAAAGAAUUUAAAAAUCCAUGUAGAAAUCCCAUGUUGCCAUUCAUUUACUGCUAAUUCAGAUUUAUUUCUGCAUAUAAACUUGAGGUUGUAGUCUGUGCCUAGACCUUAAAUGCACCAGCGGAAGGAUUAAAAAAAUCCUUCAAAAUACCAGUUUUUUCCCCACAAGUACAAUUGUUCUUGUGCCUUCUGUGGCUUACAAUUUUCAUCUUUUAAACAUUUUUUUUUCAAUUACUACAGCUGCAAUAAACACUAGAUUUUUUUUUCCGGCUGUUUGACAUAAUGUUGAUAGCUAUGCAUAUUUUGUGUCUUUUUAAAAAAUUUAAAAAAACAAAACAAAACAAAGCAGGAGAAUACGUUUUUGAAGAAGAGAAUUUUUAGAACAGUUUGAUAAUGCAAAUUAUUUUUUUCUCAAUUGUUUGAGCAGCAUUCAAGUUUUGAAAAUUCUUGUAGAAGCCAAUUUUUUGUAACUGUGGUGCAAAUCUUGUGUUUUCUUAGCAUAUUGAAAAGUAGUAUAGAAGCAAUAUUUCAUACGCAAUAUCUAUGUGUAUACAUAUACACACACAUAUACAUACAUGUAGACAUUACAUAGAUAUGUUUUUAUGUAUAUACACACAUAAAAUAUGCGUAUGAAGUGAAAAGCUUACCUUUUUCCUAUCUAGAUUAAGAACCUAUUUUAGACAUUUGUUAUGUUUUGUGAAAAGAAUGUUCUAUUUGAAAUUACAAAACAUUUAAUUCUUACUGUAUCUCUGGUUGUUUAAUGGGAACGUUUCACACUAAAUGGUAAACAUGUGGAAGAUGUUAGAAUGUAGUAAUUAUUUAAGGAAGUGUUCACCCAUGUAUUCCUGAGGUUUGCUUUGUGCCUCUGAGUAUUAUUUAAUUAAAAGUGUUUUAAGUUUGCAGAAUCUUUGUUACUGUACCAGGUAUGUGGGUGAACAUGGAAAACUGAGGGGAACUUUUAUAAAGCAAUGUAAAUAUUCAAUCUUAUGGUUGUUCUUGCAUAAAGACAUAAGAUUUUAAUAACUACAUUCUGAAAACAUCUGCUGAAAUUUAUAAGAAACACUACAGUAACUGUAUAGAUAUAAAGCAUUCUUGAAAAUCCAGCUCUCUGCUUUUAAAUGAUAAGUCUCUUUCAUCAGAUGUCAAGGGCAUAGGUGAUACAGUUUCUGUACAAUUACACAAUUUUUUUCUAUGUACAUGAAGUCAUUUAAUAGCAAAAUGUUUUUUCCACAGGUUAAUAUUAACUAAGAAAUAAGGGUGAAGAUUUUGUGGCUUUAAAGAUAGGAUUUUCACCAGCAGCAUUGAAAGAGAUAUAUAUAUAUCUAUCUAUAGAUAGAUAGAUAUAUAGAAAAAAAUGGAAAGUGGUUUACAAAACCCCCAAAAUGAGCACUGUACAUGAGAAGUGAAAGCAAAAACUAUAUUUGCCAUGUGUAUUAUAUAGACAUCAUUGGUGUUAAUAGUGCAAAUGUUUCCUUCUGGUACCAACUAUGUGUUUGAAAAUUCCAAUAAGCAUUGUUUUCAAAAAGCUCCCCUUAAGGAAUGUAACUGGUUUAUAUGAGUAAGCAGUUACUGUAUUGCACUUAAAUGUUCUGUUGAAGGAAAUGCAAUUUUGUUUUCUGUAGAACUGUUGGUUGUAAACCAUCUAUAAACUGAAGCUGAAAAUGCUCAUAUUUAGAGCUGGGAUGAAAACUGGUAUUUAACCUUUGCAUCUUCUUAGGAAUAUCUUUUUUAAUGUCUGAAAGGUGGUGGCAUUGUGACUUUUUAGUCUCUUCAUCUGAGCCACAAUCACCUCUCUUCCCUAAGCAGCCACCUUCAAAAAUGCACAAUUGUACUAGGAUAUGUAGAAGCAAAUCUAGAAGAAACAACAAGUUUAUAUUUUACCUAAAACCCAAUCCUUGCUGAAAAUUUUAAAAUGCAUUAAAGUACUGCUCAAGUGGGGAAAAACCCAACAACAAAUACUAUAACAAGAAUUUGUUAUUUUCAUGUAAUAUGAAAUCAGGAGUCAGAAAAAUGCAUCUUAAGUUGGUUUUACUGCUGCCCAGAAGAGUCAAAGGUUAAGGUUUAAACUGAUAUUGUCCCAGCCAUUACUCAUAUGUAUAUAGUUACAAAAGUGACAAAACACUGCCUUUAUAUUAUUUAGCAAUAUGUUGUAAAUAGCAUUAUUAAGCUCUUUUUUGUAAUAAAGACCCUUUAAUUUGAAGAUAGAACAAUAACUGAACUGAUAAAGUCAAUUUUUGUUUUUUUUUUAUUUUAUUUUUUAGCUAGAGGCAAUUUCAACUGUGGAUUUUUUGUUGUUGUUGUCUAUUGUUCUGAAGACUUUGCAUAAUUUAUUGGUUUAAUUUAUCCUAAUUUAUUUGAUGAAGGUGUACAAUUUUGUAUUACCAAGGAUGUACUGUAAUAAUAAUUGAUAAUAUGAUAAAAACAAUAAGACUCCCCUGUCCAUAUGGAAAAAAAAGUGCAGUAGACAAUUGACUGAAAAAAAGUUACAAUUCUAGCUUGGCAGCUACUAAAUUAAAAAGAAAAGAAACAGGAAAAAAAUUGGGGGGGGGGAUUUUAUUUUGUGUGUUUUAAGCUUUUGUAUACUCUCCAGACUUUUACCUUUUUGCUUUGUACCACUUAAAGGAUACAGUAGUUCAAUUGCCUUGUGUGCCUUCCAUCUUCUCUAAACUGAAUGUAUGUGCAGUAUAUAUGCAAGCUUGUGCAAAAUAAAAUAUAAAUUACAAGCUCA
Chrysemys picta bellii (western painted turtle) is the source of this 7584-nucleotide messenger RNA. The record is from RefSeq and is a predicted model, not a curated record. NCBI's taxonomy places the organism in Eukaryota, Metazoa, Chordata, Testudines, Emydidae.